Molecule: messenger RNA, 8757 nt
Organism: Cuscuta epithymum
Lineage: Eukaryota; Viridiplantae; Streptophyta; Magnoliopsida; Solanales; Convolvulaceae
Source: the annotation of a GenBank genome assembly
CAGAGGUCCAAAACACAUCAAAUUUUUAGAUUGCAUUUACGGAAACCUUAUAGCUGUCGAAGGAUCCGCUGCCGCUACAACUCUGAGCAAUCGGUUCUAAAUCUAAUCUUCUCCACGUGAGUCUUUAAAGCUUCGAAAUUUAAACUGAAGCUUUGGACAGUGCUCCAUCUUUUUUUCUUCAAUACACCCUGCCAUCCAGGUAAUCCGUAAUCUCUAUGGACUAUGGUGAUUUGGCUUAAUUUGUAUGUUUGAGAUGCUUAGUAUUCACUUAAAAGGAUGAGAGCACCAGAUGUAAUGGUCAAUUGGACGCCAUAGUUUCACAUAAAACGAGUUGAAUUGUGCUGAUUAUUUGUUUGUAAUUAUACUCCAUAUUUGUUAUUUUAGUUCACCUCAAGAAGUUGCUUCCGAUUAGUUUAUUACUACCUCCGUUACACUAGAUUGGGACACGAGGAUUUGUUAUUAAGAGAAGUGAUUUAUAGGGUUGAUAUUGAAUUGAUAAAGUAAGAAUAAAAUAAAAAUGAUUUAGAACUACAUAUAUUUUACCCAAUUUGACAUGUGAUAAUAUUAGUGGGACGGAACGAAAACGAAAUAUGAGACAAUCUUAGUGGGACUGAGAGAGUAUUUACUAAUAUUACUAGUACAUUGAGAGCCCAUUUGGUAGCACGAAAGUCAACUGUUUUGGUUGAUUCUGCUCAAAUUUAUGAUGUUCUGGUUGAAGUGGUUGCAUUGGUUGAUUCUGCUGAUUUAAGAAAAAAAUAUUUUUAAAAUAUAUUUUACUAAUAAAAUAAAGAAAAAAUAAGAUGUAAUAAUAACUGAUAUGGUCAUCUACAGUAACUUCAGCCUAUACAGCCAGAAAAGUAACUCCAACCUUACCUUUUCUGCGUAUUACACAAUUCAGCGCGCGAAAACAAAAGUUACGUGUUUGGUUACAUCUACAGUAGCUCUAACAUACUUUUUAUUAAAAAAAUCAUUUGUACAUACAUGACCCUUUAAAUCCGCUACACACUAAAUUUACACAAUGGUGGAAAAUAAUUUUGGUUUUAUGAAUGAACUGCUCUAAAAAGCUAAGAAGUAUGGGAAAAUUUCCGAAAUAGGGGUAAAAACGUUUUGUAAUUCCAAAAUAAGACUGUUAUGUUUAUUAUUAUCUAAAUGGGAGUAAUUAUCGUUAAGUUUGAAAAUCAUUGCUGUGUGUAGGGGUGUGCACCGGUCCAAAACCGGACCGGACCGGACCGGAACCGGUUAGGACCGGAACCGGAAUAAUCAUUUUCUAUGGACCGAAGACCGGACCUGAAUCUAACCGGUCCGGACCGGUCCGGACCUGAAUUUUCCGGUCCGGUCCGGGUUUGACCCUAAUUGACCCGGUUUUAAAAAAAGACAUAUGGAGUAUUAUCUUAGAGUGUUCUUAGCUGACCCCAAAUUUUUUAGGAAUAAGACUUGGAUGUUGUUGUUGUUGUUUCAAACUAUAAUUUUAUAUGCAGAUAUGCUAAAUAGACUAAAUAAUUGUUUAGCUCAUUUAUUAAUUUUGGAAUAUAGUCAUCAAAACUAUUCAAUUGUAACAAUUAGUAUCCCACAAUAAUUAAAACUACAAUCUUUUGUGUACUAAAUUGGCAAAAUUUAUUGUGGGGUAAUAAAAACUAAAUUACGUCCAAAAAUAAACUACAUAUAAACUACAUACACACCUGCAAAUAAAGAAACAAAUAAAAAGCGAUUUGAAAAAAUCAAACAAAUAUAAACUACGAUCAAUAAAAAACUUAGGACCUGCUACAUAAAAAAAAUUAUAAACAACUUAGGAAAUAAUUAGACACCAAAUACACACUCCGUAUAUAUUCGUGUAUAUAACAAAAGGCAAAAAUAAGCCAUAAACAUAGUAGUAAGCCAAAUAUAAGUUGACUAAUGAUUCAAAACGAAGUAUAUAUUUUAUGGAACAAUAGGUUACCGGUCUAUUCCGGUCCGGACCUGUUUUUUCCGGGUUUGACCCGGACCGGACCGAAAACCCGGAAUCUUGAAAAACUAAGGACCGAAACCCGGACCGGGUCAUUCCGGUCCGGUUCAGGUCUAAAAUACGGUCCGACCCGGUUAAUGCACAGCCCUAGCUGUGUGUGAAACUUGGUAAUGUCAAAACACAGCAAUAACCACUCAUGUUCUGGGAAAUAAAAGCAUGACAAUCUAUUUUGGGAUUCACAAACUUUUUUUUUCCUAUUAAGGGCAAUUUCAUAAAAAGCAUUUAUACAUUAAAGUCUAAGAAAUGGAAAAUCAAAUGAAAAUUAUUUGAUAAUAAAAUAUCUUAAAAUUUUAUCAAAUUAUUUGAAGAUAGAGAGUCUAAAAGGUACACAUUCACGGAUACAGUCUAAAUAACUCAUAUCUAAUUUAACUGCAUGAAUCUUAUCGAAAUAAAUAAAUAAUUUUUGAAUUACACUUUUUGUCUACCAAGAGUUUUAAAUAUUACAAUAGUAUGCAUAAGAUUAUUUACUUUUAGUACUCCCUCCAUUCUUCUAAGAUUGUUCCAUCUUUUUUUUCCUGGUCUGUAACACUAAGAUCGUCUCAUAUCAGAUUUGGUAAAAUUUGUGGUUAAAUCAUUCAAAAAAAAAUCAUUCAUAAUGAUUUUUUUUUACUUUGUCAAUUCAAUAUCAACCACAUAAAUCACUUUUCUUUAUAACCGUACACCUCCUCAUGUCUCAAUGUUAGUGGGACGGAAGUAGUAUAAUAUUACACCUUCUGUCCCUAAAACUUUGUCAACUUUCCUCUUUUGGUUGUCCUACUAACAUUGUCACUUCCCCCUAUAAUUAUUUCCUCAACCACACAACUUGUACUUUAUUAUUUCCCUUGCCAGUCAAACAUUGCCAAGUUUUAAGGGACAUAGGAGUAUGUUGCUAAUUCACAUAGAUGAUACAUCCUAAAUAACUCAUUUCUAAUUUAACUGCAUGAAUCCUAUCAAAAGAAAUAAAUAAUUUUUGAAUUACACUUUUUGUCUACCAAAAGUUUUUAAUAUUACAAUAAUAUGCAUAAGAUUAUUUACUUUUAGUACUCGCCCAUUCUUCUAAGAUUGUCUCAUCCUUUUUUUCCGGUCCGUACCACUAAGAUCGUCUCAUAUCAGAUUUGGUAAAAUUUGUGUGGUUCUAAAUUAUUCAUAAUGUUUUAUUACUUUGUCAAUUCAAUAUCAACCACAUAAAUCACUUUUCUUAAUAACCGUACACCUCCUCAUGUCUCAAUGGUAGUGGGAUGGAGGUAGUAUAAUAUUACACCUUCCGCCCCUAAAAUUUUGUCAACUUUCCUCUUUUGGUUGUCCUACUAACAUUGCCAUUUUCUCCUUUAAUUAUUUCCUCAACCACACAAAUUUUACUUUAUUAUUUCCCUUUAAUUAAUCUAAUUCACAUAAAUGAUGCAUAACAUGUUUGUACUUUGUAUUAAUGCUAGAAUAAGUUAAAUUUAUUAUUUAUGCAUAAUGUCUUUUAAAAAAGUAAGAAAUAAAUGAAUUGUGUAAUUUUAAUGUCCCACACACAUUUAUAUUUUAAAUUCACUUCACAUUAUCUCAAAACUAUUUAACUAGGGUGUUUGUUAUUUUAAAAAAUGGAAUACUAAAUAUCUAAUAAAGAUAAAUUGACAUUAUAAAACUAGGAUUUUUUAUUAUAGAAUAAGUAUCCUAACUCUUAAACCAAUGAGUUAUUGUAUUGUUUAUUUGUCCAAGUAAAGACAAACUAUUUAAGAUGUUUCUAAUUUUACAUCUCCUAUUAUGUACUGACUCCGAUCCUAAAUUAACUUUACACUUUUCUUUUUGGAUAUGCCUAAAAUAAACUUCACACUUCUAUUUUUGGAUAUGUCUAAAAUAAACUUCACACUUCCUUUUUAGAUGUGUCUAAAAUAAACUUCACACUUCUAUUAGAUGUGGAAAUGAAUGCUCAAGAUUCAUUCUCACUUUGCAUGUGAAGACCUCUUUGUAUUUGAAUCAUCCCUUAUAUAUGUGUGUGUGUUAACAUAUAUGGAGUAUAUGGUAUUAUUUUUGUAAACAUUGUAAAAAAAAUCACACACAAUUUUGCUGGUAAAAGUGAACCAUAGGAAAAAAUUGUCGGUCGUUAAAAUAAAAAAUUUCGUACUACAAAAGUCUAACACAGAUAGAAAAUGUUUUCAAACAAGUUAAAAAAUCUAUACUUUUUGCAAAUAUUUACAAAAUAUUUCAUAUUAACAAUUUUUUCCUAUAUAAUGUUAGGCGACGGAAUAAAUGUCAUUCCAAAAAAAGUGAUUUUAUAUACAACAAAUGUCUGCAGAAGAAAAUAUAUUUUGAGAGUGCCAAAAAACAGUCUAAUUUUUGUAAACAUUUUAAAGUCACAUUAGGUAGCAGUGACAGUGCUAAUAAAUAUUUGGCCCUUGCAAAACGUUUGAGGCACUGCCAGAGAUCUAUUAUCUCUAAAAACGAAUUUUUCUACUUGCAUUGUUGUCUAAUCUCUUAUUGUAGAAAAAUAAUUGUAUCAUUGAAAAAUAGACAUACUAUAAAGGAUUUUAAAAAAUAAUUGUAUUUUUUGGCAAAGAACAUUUUCCUAUAAAAUAAGGUGACUGGUACGAAACGUAUUCCGAAAAAAUACAAUUGUUUUCUAUGAUAGACAUUUAUAGCCUGUAAAAAGUUUAUGAUAUAAAAAGUUUACAAUUUUUUAAUCUGUUUGAAAAUAUUUUUUAUCGAUGAUAGACGUUCAUAGCCUUUAAAAAUGAAUUUUUCCGAUUGACGUUUAUUGUCAGUGUCUUACUUUUACCCGAAAAAAUUAUGGUACAAAGUAUUUUGACAAUGUGGAAAAGAGCGAUACAAUUUUUUGGUCAUUUUUUGGAACAUUUAUUGUCUGUCUCAGAAAUAUAUGUCUAGAGGAUUGUAUUUUUCGAUCGAAUUCUUUUAUUCGUGGUGUGAUUUUAGUGACAAAAUUAUCGGUGUGAUUUUAAAAAAAUAUUAUUAUUUUUUCCCCUGAAUCUGAAACUAUAACUCCACCCGUGUCAAAAGUUGUAAAAGUUAACGGUGUUAGUUUUGAUUUGUCAGCGAGGACUACAUUUACAACAACUCAGACAACCGAAGGGUGACAUUUACAUACUCAAAAACACGGGGACAACAUUUCAAUAUGGUUUAUUUGAGAAAUAAAUUUUUCAAAAUUUUUUCCUUCUUCUUGAUGUGCAAUAUUAACUUAAGAAUAUUUUUCAGAAAUAAAUUUACUUGUUAUUGGGUGUGUUAUUCUUGUUGCCUUGGAACCUAAAACCUCUUUACUAGGCACUUGCAUGCCUAUUUUAAGAUUUUCAUUAUGAGUUGAACUUAAAUGCCUUGUCUACUAUUUUCUUAUGCUUGGAUUUUUCAUAGUAUUUGCACAUUGGAUGCGUGGAAUGAUGGUAUCUUUGACAAAAAUGUCACUCUUAAUGAUAUGAACUUUGAAUAUCUUUCAGUAGCCACAAAGUAAAUCUAUGUUCAUUUUGGGGAUUACACAAAAUUGUAGGAACCGAAAAAGGUAAUAACCAAACAGUCUUGACUUUGUUUGGUUCUAAAAACGGUUCUGCAUUUUUUAUCAGGACCGAACCAGAUUUUAAAACAGCAUUUUUAAUAAUCUCAGGCUUGAUCGUACCCGAUCUAAUAAUCCAUGCAAAAAGUCAAUAGGUGAGACAGUAGGAAAAACCAAUCCUAAUGUAAUUAGAGGAAAACCUCUUGCUUUGUUUUUAAUAUAAUUACUACCGGUGGGCGUAGCUCAACUGGUAGUGAGGGAGUGCCACAAGGGUUAAGUCUCGGGUUCGAAUCCCGGCAACUGCGAUAAGGGGUUAGUAUGCUGAAAAAUGCAUAGGGCCUCUGCAAGUACCGGGGACGGAACCCCACUCUCUAUCUGUCAGGUUGUGAUUAUAGUCCAACUUACAUCCUCUCAUCGUGCUGUCCGGUCGGUGUUGGGGGCCCUCAGGGAUGGGGUGCCAUCUUUUUUUUUUAAAAUAUAAUGGCAUACCUAAGAAGGCAACCUCCUGAAAACGCUGCAGGGAACAAAGAGGUAACUUUUUCUGCAGGAAAAAGUUCAGUACUUUUUCUUCAAAAAAGAUUGGACUAGGUGAUUGCCCAAUUUUCUUCAAAAAGAAGGUAGAUAUAGUUGAUAGUGGCUUCAGUUUUUCAUCUCUAUUGAUUCUUUUGAUCUAUUGAAUCCCUAGCAGCGGAAUUAUAUCUCUGUAGAUAUUGUUUUGGAGUCGAAAGAUUCGUUCUUUGAUGGGUGGGAAUAGUGUCAUUUGUGAUUCCAGGUUUCAACUAAAGAAGGUCAGCUCUCAGAAAAACUGCCCCCUUUGUUGUCCUAAAAACUAAAAGAGACUUCUGCGUUUUUAUUUUUGGUGGUGCACACCGGUAGGCCAAAUCACCGAAUUGGUAAAAUUAAAGGGUGAAACCUAGAUCCUCUAAGUGUUGCACCAGAGACAUUUUUAGUAUAACUUUUUUACCAAAUUGGAAAAAACCCUUUUAGUAUAACAUUUUUAGUAUAACUUUUUUUGCCAGAGAUAAAUUGGCAAAAAAAACAAGAAGCAUUAGUGACAACUUGGUCAAUUUUUUGUGAGUUACACUUCUGGUCCUCACUCUAGAAUUCCAGUAUUGUGAAAUUUACAUUUUCAAUCCUUCUACUUUGAUUUUAUUUGAAAAGUGAAGGGCUAAUUAUGUCAACGAGUGUGUUUGAUAAUCAGCAGUUGGCUGCUAGCUAAUAGCCCGUUGAAUCGGUAGAUUGCUAUUAGCGGUUUCAGUGAGCCUUUUUUAACUAACCACUUUCAUCAGCGUUUUGAAAUAAAAUGUUAGUAAAUUAAUGAUUUGCGAUUAGCGUUAGUAAAUUAAUGGUUUGCGAUUAGCGAUUAAGAUGUAAAAUGACCAUUAAGAAUAUGAAUUCAAAAGUGUAUAUAUUUAACUUAACUUUAUUUCUUUAUUUUUAAUAAGUCUUGGAAAAUGUUUUAAAAAUUAUAUUUACGUUUAUUUUAAAUAACUACUAUUAUCAUUUUUAACAUACUGUUUUUUUUACAAUAUGUCUCCGUUUUUUAUUAUCAAUUUGGUAAAUCACCCUUUUUCCUACCAAUUUGGUUAUUUAGCCCACACCGGUCUCUUCAAUGUGCCUCAAACUAAUUUAUGUUAACUUUUUUGUAAAACUUUUUUUAAAACUAAUUUAUUUUUGGGGGAGAAAUGUGAGACAUAUUUGGGUGUGUCAAGGUUAUAAUUAUACUAGCUACUCUUUUAGGUUCAAUAUGGUUUGGCUGAGUGUGACAUUUGGCCUCAGUUGAGUACACCGACAAAAUCUUGUAUUCUAUUAUAUAUUUGUUUUGUUCGGUGUUACAGUGUGCUGCUGAGAGAUUUGACACUUAUAAUUGUAUAAGUCGCCUUCCAGAUGACAUUCUCAUUGUGAUAUUAUCUUCCCUUCCGCUGAAGGAAGCUGGGCGCACGAGUGUUCUUUCACUUCGUUGGAAGAACUUGUGGAAACAAACAACGUGCCUCAAUUUUGAUGGCAGCAGUACAUUGGACAAGAUUGCUCAAGAUGACAAGCUACGUAGUGAAGAGAGGCGCAAGUACGUAAGAUGGGUGAACUCUGUCCUGAAAUCUGCACCACGCAAAGGGGCGCUCACCUUGGAACACUUCAGGAUCUGUUUUGAUAUAGGAAAAGCAUUCUCUGGGACCAUUACGAAGUGGCUUAAAUUUGCUUUUAAGAGACGGGUUGAGAGCUUGGAGUUGAACCUUCUGGAAUAUGGCGAUUAUGAAUCAUUGAAACCAUAUGUCUUCCCUGAAGACAUCUUGUUCCGAAACAGCAGUGACAUCCCUCACCAAACUACUACUCUUUUCAACUUCAAUUCCCUGAAAGCGCUAUGUUUGAAGAAUGUUUUGAUCAGUGAAGAAGCUAUUGAGUUUUUCUUGCGGAACUGUACAUCACUGGAGCAAUUAGUUCUUCAAUACAUAGAUCAAUUAUCAAAUCUCGAAGUUUGUGGUCCAUCCCUUGUGUUAAAAAGUUUGGAUACAAGGUAUAGCUAUGAUUUGGUAUCCAUUAAGGUGUCCGCACCAAACCUUACUUCACUUGCAGUUUCGACACUAAAAGGACUCGUGCUCGAGAAUGUUCCAAUGCUUGUAGAUUUAGAUGUCCUCUGCCGGAAUAUUAAAAUGCCAUUAAAAGUUCCUACACUAAGUUGUUGCUUUUCUCAAUUGGAGAUUCUUACCCUGCGGCUGCCAAUGCAUAAGCCACAUGAUAUUGCGCAGUCCAACUUUCCUAAGAUGCUUGAGUUGAAGAAGCUGACUGUACAUUACUCAGCAAAUCUCGAUGAAAGUCUUCUUGACCUAACGACAUUCAUGAGGAUAUCUCCUAACCUAGAAGAAUUUGUGUUAAUGAUUAAAUGGCCCUCAGUAUCUUCAUGGGGUAGCAGAGAAGUGAAGAAGGGGACACCAUUUCCACACCAACACAUUAAGGUGUUCAAGUAUAAAGGCUAUUAUGGCCACUGCAGUGAUUUGGAAUUAGUGAUGUUCAUUUUGGAAAACUGUGUUGGGCUUCAAGAAAUCAUGAUUGAUCCAGCCUUGCCGCUACCUUUUUUGCAUGAGCCACUAGAGCCCGAAGAGUUGGAGUACGAACAAGUUGGCAGAAGUAAUGCGAAGCAACAACUUGAACCAAUAAUCCCUCCCCACAUUACAUUGGUUAUCCGAUAGAUUCUUGUUAUUUUUAGAAGGGAAAACUGUCAAAUAGGUCCUCGAACUUUCAUAAAAAGGUCAAUUAAGUCUUUCUAUAGGAGGUUAUGUCCGGCCGUCGCGAUUUG